AGCUAAUUUUUGCCGCCAUCUUGCGUCGAAAAAAUACCAUAGGUCACUAAAAUGUUGGCUUUUUCUAUUGGUCAAAGUACCGGUGCCUUUGAAAAGCAGCCACCUGAUUGGUCUGUUUAUCUGCGAGGCGAUUCGCCGUCUAUCUUGCAGAUGGCGGAGCCGGACAGCGAUUGCUGCUGCUAGCUAAUCGUUUUAUUUCUAAAUGAAUUGUAUUUAAGUGUAUCGUUUUGAGAGAAUUUUAGUUAAACUCCUAUUUUAAUCUCUUGAGUUUUCACAUGAAAUUGUAAGUCUUAUUUAAUGCGUGCGUUUUGUACAGUAUUUAUUUGGCAGCAAGUAGCCCGGUUAGCAUCUUUGUUGGAAGUUUAGGCCUACUGUGCCACCGCUUGUCGAUUUUAACAAUAGCCGCGAUACACUCCCCUACUCUGCUUGUUUUGAUACAUUCAAAGGAUUAUCUUUAAGCAAACGGAGAAAGAAAAUGGACGAUAAACAGGUUUGGGUACCUUUCAGUAACUGAGACAUUUGUUAUGCUGACGGACAUUUAAUCUCACUGGAAUUGAAGACAUUUUGCGAGGUGAAUCACAAAACAUUAAGAUCACAAAGGAAGAUGUCCAACGGCGCAGCAGGAAGCGGGGGUCUUUCGUGGAUGGAGGCUGCGAAUGGCAGAGGUGAUACUGGCAAGAUGGAAGGGGCCAAGAAAGACAAGGCUGGCUCCAAGUUGUCUGUGGAGAGAGUGUACCAGAAGAAGACCCAGCUCGAGCACAUUCUUCUCCGUCCAGACACGUACAUCGGCACCGUGGAGCCCAUCACCCAGCAAAUGUGGGUUUUUGAUGAAGAAAUAGGAAUGAACCAGAGGGAAAUCACCUACGUUCCUGGGCUGUACAAAAUCUUUGAUGAAAUUCUGGUCAAUGCAGCAGACAACAAACAAAGGGACAAAAACAUGAAUGCCAUUAAGAUCACCAUUGAUCCGGAGUCCAACACCAUUUCUAUCUGGAACAAUGGUAAAGGAAUCCCUGUGGUGGAGCACAAGGACGAGAAGAUGUACGUCCCUGCUCUCAUCUUCGGCCACCUGCUCACCUCCAGCAACUACGACGACGAUGAGAAAAAGGUCACAGGUGGAAGGAAUGGCUACGGUGCUAAACUUUGUAACAUCUUUAGUACCAAGUUCACAGUAGAAACUGCCUGCAAGGAAUACAGACACAGUUUCAAACAGACGUGGCAGAACAACAUGAACAAGACCUCUGACCCCAAGAUCAAGUUCUUUGAUGGGGACGAUUUCACCUGCGUGACGUUCCAGCCAGACCUGUCCAAGUUCAAGAUGGACAAACUGGACAAGGAUAUCGUAGCACUCCUUACCCGCAGAGCAUAUGAUGUAGCCGGUUCCUGCAGGGGGGUUAAAGUCACACUGAACGGGAAAAAAGUACCAGUUACUGGCUUCCGCAGCUAUGUGGAUUUGUAUGUGAAGGACAAACUGGACGAGACGGGCGUUGCUCUGAAGGUGGUGAAUGAGACUGUGAAUGAUCGCUGGGAGGUUUGCCUCACCCUGAGCGAGAAGGGAUUCCAACAAAUCGGCUUUGUCAACAGCAUCGCCACGACCAAGGGCGGCAGACACGUUGACUAUGUGGUGGACCAGAUAGUGUCCAAACUUAUUGAAGUGGUGAAGAAGAAGAACAAGGCGGGAGUGACGGUCAAACCCUUCCAGGUGAAGAACCAUAUCUGGGUGUUUGUGAACGCGCUGAUCGAGAACCCCACCUUUGACUCCCAGACCAAGGAGAACAUGACUCUCCAGACCAAGAGCUUUGGGUCCAAGUGCCUUCUGUCAGAGAAGUUCAUCAGGGCUGCAACCAACUGUGGGAUCGUUGAGAGCAUACUCAACUGGGUGAAGUUCAAAGCUCAGACCCAGCUUAAUAAGAAGUGCUCAUCUGUGAAGUACAGCAAGAUCAAAGGCAUUCCCAAGCUAGACGAUGCCAACGAUGCCGGUGGCAAACACUCCUCUGAAUGCACACUUAUCCUCACUGAGGGAGACUCAGCCAAGUCUCUGGCUGUCUCUGGACUAGGAGUCAUCGGGCGUGAUCGCUACGGAGUGUUCCCGCUCAGAGGAAAGAUCCUAAAUGUGCGAGAGGCAACACAUAAGCAGAUCAUGGAAAAUGCUGAGAUUAACAAUAUCAUCAAAAUCGUCGGCCUCCAAUACAAGAAGAGCUACGAAGACCCCGAGUCACUGAGGUCCCUGCGCUACGGCAAGAUCAUGAUCAUGACCGAUCAGGAUCAAGAUGGCUCCCAUAUCAAAGGUCUGCUCAUCAACUUCUUCCACCACAACUGGCCAUCCCUGCUGAAACACACAUUCCUGGAGGAGUUUAUCACACCCAUUGUCAAAGUAAACAAGAACAAGCAGGAGAUGGCCUUCUACAGCAUUCCAGAGUUUGACGAGUGGAAGAAACAGACAGAGAACUAUAAAACCUGGCACAUAAAGUACUACAAAGGUUUGGGUACAAGUACAAGCAAAGAGGCAAAGGAAUACUUUUCAGACAUGGAGAAGCAUCGCAUCACAUUCAGAUACAGCGGUGCAGAGGACGACGCUGCCAUUACCCUGGUGAGUUCAAUGCUACAGUUACUUAUUGUUCUCCAGUAGAGCAGAAUUGGAAUA
This is a messenger RNA of Sander lucioperca (pikeperch), 2641 nucleotides long. RefSeq names its product DNA topoisomerase 2-beta-like. Gene Ontology annotation, molecular function: DNA binding; ATP binding; DNA topoisomerase type II (double strand cut, ATP-hydrolyzing) activity. Bases 605 to 2626 code for a protein of 673 amino acids. The record is from RefSeq and is a predicted model, not a curated record. The transcript has 16 exons. Gene Ontology annotation, biological process: DNA topological change; sister chromatid segregation; resolution of meiotic recombination intermediates. NCBI's taxonomy places the organism in Eukaryota, Metazoa, Chordata, Actinopteri, Perciformes, Percidae. Gene Ontology annotation, cellular component: nucleus.